UUGGCAGCAAAACGAUGCCCUAAUUUCCUAAGAAGAGCAGCCCGCCCCCAAUUCCCUUCUCUGUUAUCUUUUGCAGAACAAAUAUUUGGUUGAGAUUUCAUCGGAGAAAUUAGUGUUUAUUUCUACAGGUGCUCUAUUUUCCUUGCGCUGCUUACUUUUUUAUGUUUUUUUCUUUGUUGAGAUUUCUUAUUGCAAACAAUUGCUGCAGAUUUUGAAUGAUUCCCUCUUUUUUCCAUGCCUUUUAAGCUCUUUUUCGGAUUGGAACAAAUAAUUGAAAAAAGUACUCAUUUGACAACCAUCCUUUAGUCACCCUUGAAGAGAAACAUCUGAUAUGAUUUGCAAACAUGAACUUUGUUGUUGUCGGUUUCAUUCUUCAUUUACAUAACUGGUUUUUAAUGAGACUACAAGUUGUUCAACUUUUUCAGUUACUCUGAUAGCUACCACAGCUCCGGGCAUACUGCAUAAUCCAUCGGCUAACAGCAUCAAACACAGUUCGAGCACAUCCUGUUGCUCAUGACCAAGAACUUUGCCUCUCAUGUCAUAUUCACAUUGAGCACUGACUGUGAAGAUAUGGCCGAAGAAGCAGGCAUGUUUAUGGUUCAUCAAACAAUUGGAAGUGUUUUGUGUUGCAAAUGUGGUAUUCCUAUGCAACCAAAUGCUGCUAAUAUGUGUGUUAAGUGUUUGCGCUCUGAAGUUGACAUCACUGAAGGUCUAAAGAAGAAUGUAAUUCUUUUACAUUGCCCGGAGUGUGAUACCUACUUGGAUCCACCUAGUACGCGGAUUAGGGCCCAACUGGAAUCGAGGGAGUUGAUGGCAUUUUGUCUGAAGAAGUUGAAAUUGAAGUCCACAGGAGUUAUUUUGGUAAAUGCGGAAUUUAUUUGGACUGAACCACAUUCCAAGAGGAUCAAGCUCCGGGUGAGAGUUCAGAAGGAGGUCCUUCAUGGUGCAAUACUCGAACAAGCAUAUGUUAUUGAGUAUGUUCAGCAGGACCAAAUGUGUGAUUCUUGCACAAGAGUUCAGGCCAACCCUGAUCAGUGGGUUGCUGGUGUCCAGCUCCGGCAACAUGUUGCUCAUAGAAGAACUUUCUUUUACUUGGAGCAGCUGAUUUUGAAGCAUGAUGCUGCUGCCCGUGCCAUUAAAAUAAAGCAAAUGGAUCAUGGUAUUGAUUUUUUCUUUGCAAAUCGUAGCCAUGGUGUUAAAUUUGUUGACUUUGUGGGUAAAGUAGCUCCAGUAAAGAGUCGCAAUGACAAGCAACUUGUUUCCCAUGAUACUAAGAGCAACAACUAUAAUUACAAACAUACUUUCUCUGUUGAAAUCUCUCCAAUUUGCCGUGAGGAUUUAGUCUGCUUGCCUCCAAGGGUUGCUGUUAGCUUGGGGAAUCUAGGUCCUCUUGUGAUCUGCUCGAAAGUGACAAAUAGCAUUGCUUUGUUAGAUCCUUUCACCCUGAGACACUGCUUCUUGGAUGCUGACCAGUACUGGAGAACACCCUUUAAGUCUCUUCUCACUAGCAGGCAACUUGUAGAGUAUAUUGUAUUUGAUGUGGACUUUGUUUCCCCUGAAGUUAAUAUUGGUGGGUCUAGAUAUGCUCUCGCUGAUGCCACUGUUGCUCGCAUGUCAGAUUUUGGGAAGAAUGAUACCAUGUUCAACAUAAAAACGCACCUGGGGCAUAUUUUGAAACCUGGUGAUUAUGCUCUUGGUUAUGAUUUACAUGGAGCUAACAGUAAUGACAUGGAGCUUGACAAGUACAAAAAUCUAGUCAUUCCAGAAGCAAUUUUGGUAAAGAAAAGCUAUGAAGAGAAGCGCCAGAGGAAACGAGGGAAGCCUCGUUCCUGGAAGCUAAAGUCCCUCAAUAUGGAGGUUGAUGACACGAGAGCUAGAGGUGACCAAGAGAAGAUGAACUCAGAGUAUGAACAGUUCCUGAGAGAUCUGGAAGAGAACCCGGAGUUGAGGUUCAAUGUAUCAUUGUAUCGUAACAAAGAAUAUCAGCCUUCUGAGAUGGCAUCUAUGACUGAUGGGGAAGAUAUACCUUCCAUUCCUCUAGAGGAGUUGCUUGCUGAUCUUGAGAUAGAUGACGCCGAAGAUGAGGACGAAGGCAUGAGGGAAUGAAUAUUAAGUUUUGUUUAUUUUUCUGGUUGGCUUGAAAUCAUCUUUUCAUCAAGUAGCUUUAUUCUGUGCUUGACAUGUCUUUGCUUUCGCGUAAUGUAGUUCUUUCAACAAAUGAUGCUUGUAAUUUGUUGUGUUUGUUAAUUAGGGAAUUUUUUGCUGUAUCGACGAUGCUUAUGCUGAAAUGAUAGCAGAAAGGAGAAUUUUUGGCUGUAUUAA
This is a messenger RNA of Populus trichocarpa (black cottonwood), 2322 nucleotides long. RefSeq lists its product as uncharacterized. Gene Ontology annotation, cellular component: nucleus; cytoplasm. NCBI's taxonomy places the organism in Eukaryota, Viridiplantae, Streptophyta, Magnoliopsida, Malpighiales, Salicaceae. The record is from RefSeq and is a predicted model, not a curated record. Bases 514 to 2106 code for a protein of 530 amino acids. The transcript has 2 exons. Gene Ontology annotation, molecular function: ribosomal large subunit binding. Gene Ontology annotation, biological process: ribosomal large subunit export from nucleus.